This is a messenger RNA of Saprolegnia diclina VS20, 765 nucleotides long. RefSeq lists its product as hypothetical. Gene Ontology annotation, molecular function: hydrolase activity, acting on carbon-nitrogen (but not peptide) bonds, in linear amides. The transcript has 3 exons. Gene Ontology annotation, biological process: response to salt stress; defense response to other organism; autophagy. The record is from RefSeq and is a predicted model, not a curated record. The coding region runs from base 1 to 765 and encodes 254 amino acids. Lineage: Eukaryota; Oomycota; Saprolegniomycetes; Saprolegniales; Saprolegniaceae. Gene Ontology annotation, cellular component: membrane.
AUGGGAUACUGGGGCGACGUGACGUCGACGAUCGACUGGUGCGAGCCCAACUACGUCUUCUCGCACUACGUGGCCGAAUUCUGGAACACGAUCUCGAACCUCUCGUUCAUUGUGCUCGGCUACUACGGGCUCCAGCGGACGGUCGCCAUGGAUUUCGAGUGGCGCUUCGUGCUCAUGUAUCUCAACGUGAUGGUCGUCGGCUGCGGCUCGGCGCUUUUCCACGGCACGCUCACGCACGUGUCGCAGCAGCUCGACGAGACGCCCAUGAUCUGGUCGAUGCUUAUCUGGAUUUACAUUUUGUAUGCACCCGACUGGCAAAACCAGAAGCAACUGGAUCUGGGCAUGCGCGCGCUCCUCAUCAGUCUUGGUGUCGGAUUUACAAUUGCCCACGCGGUCUACUCGUUCGUGCUCGCGUUCCAAGUGCUCUUCUCGGGUCUUACGUUUUCGUGUCUCUGGCGCGUGCGCAGCUACUACGGCCAAAUCGAUUGCGUUGAAGGCAAAGGCCUCGCCAAGUCGUACAUCCGGACUGGGUUCAUCGGCGCGCUGUGCUGGCUCGUCGACUACCACCACUGCGACAGCUCGUUCAACUUGUACGGCCACGCGUGGUGGCAUUUCUUCAUGGGUCUCAACGCCUACUACGGCCCGCUCUUCAUGCAGUACGUGCGCGCGUCGCAGCUCGACUGGGCACCCGCCGUCGCACCGGCGAUCGCAGGCCUCUCGACCAUCAUCAUCGACAAGCCAUCCUGCCACGCCAAACUACAAUGA